Molecule: messenger RNA, 2744 nt
Organism: Chrysochloris asiatica (Cape golden mole)
Lineage: Eukaryota; Metazoa; Chordata; Mammalia; Afrosoricida; Chrysochloridae
Gene: SH3D19
Product: SH3 domain containing 19
Exons: 14
Coding region: 182-2473 (763 amino acids)
Biological process (GO): protein transport to vacuole involved in ubiquitin-dependent protein catabolic process via the multivesicular body sorting pathway
Cellular component (GO): ESCRT-0 complex
Molecular function (GO): protein binding
Source: RefSeq, a predicted model, not a curated record
UACAAAAUGUCCAGUGCCAAGGCCAAGAUCAAAAAGCAACCUCAGACCAGUUACCAGAAAUAUUCACAUUAAAGAGCAAAGUCACCAGAAAAUUAGUACCCCAACCACAGAAGAGAAGUUAUCCCCCAGCAAGCCCUUGUGUCUGUUGGACAACACCAACAACUUGGAAAGCCAGGCAUUGAUGAACAUUAUGAACACAGAACAAAGCCAAAAUAGUAUUGUCUCAAGAGUCAAAGCAUUUGAGGGUCAAACAAAUACAGAAACCUCAGGACUGUCCAAAAAACCAGAGAUUGCUCCCCGCACAGUACCCCCAAGGCCUGCUGUUUCCUCAGGGAAGCCCGUGGUAGCUCCCAAGCCAGCUGCUAACAGAGUUUCUGGAGAAUGGGACUCCUGGACAGAAAACAGACUCAAGGUGGCCUCCCAGGAAGGGUCUGUCCCUCCACCGCAAGAAGCAGGCAGCAUCCCAGUAACCAAACCUGAAUUGCCAAAGAAACCAAAUCCUGGCCUUAUACGAAGUGUUACUCAUGAGAUUCUGAGAGGAGGUACCACAGCUGAGAGCCCUGAUGGUGGGAAGAAAGUACCAACUCCUGCUCCGCGGCCUUUGUUGAUGAAGAAAUCCGUUUCCUCAGAAAACCCCGCCUGCCCUUCACUGAAACCAGUCACUGUUCCUCCCCGACUCUCAGUGACAUCACAAGCCAAAGCGUUCAGGUCACUGGGAGAAGGGCCUCCCGCCAUUCCCCCACUUCCAGUUUUACACAGCAAGACCCCAGGAGACAUCGAUCUUAUCAGUUUUGAUGAUGAUGUGUUACCCACCCCAUCCAGCAGCCUGGCUGAAGAAUCUACGAGUUCAGAGCUGGGUCUGGAUCCUUUUCAGCUCCCCACAAAAAGAGAACCAACAAAGGAACUAGCAGUUCAACCAGCGCCCACCAGGAAGCCCACUGUGAUUCGAAUUCCAGCCAAACCAGGAAAAUGUUUACAUGAGGAUCCACAAAGCCCACCUCCUCUCCCUGCUGAAAAACCCAUUGGAAACACUUACAGUUCAAUAGCUGGAAAACUCAGUAAUGUUGACAGAACCAGAAUCUUGGAGUCCGAUCACGCUGGUCAAGCAGGAGGUUCUGUGCGAGGGCCCCCCAGGCUUCCACCAAGACCUGUAAAUGGAAAAGUCAUACCAGCUCGGCAACCUCCUCCCAAGGGACCCCCUGAGAGACCACCUCCCCCGAAGCUUUCUGCAGCUAGAACAACAUGUAAAAAUCUGCCUCUUAAUCGGUCCUCUUCUGACAUGGAUCUUCAGAAAAAACAAAGUAACUUGGCAUGUGGCCUUCCAAAAGCCAAGAGUCAAGUCUUAAAAAAUCAAGAACCGGUGCUACCCCCUCGCCCCAAACCAGGACACCCUCUCUACAAGAAAUACAUGCGUGGGGAUGUUCUUGUGAUGCUGGAGCAGACUGAAAAUAAUUACUUGGAAUGCCAAAAGGGAGACGAUACUGGCAAAGUUCACCUGUCUCCACUGAAGAUUAUCACCCCACUUGAUGAACAUCUUCAAAAAAGACCCAAAGAUCCAAGCCAUUCUCAGAAGCCUGUUGACAGUAGUGCUCCUUAUGCUGUUGUUCUUCAUGAUUUCCAAGCAGAGCAAGUCAAUGAUUUGAACCUCGUUUCUGGAGACAUUGUUUAUCUUCUGGAAAAAAUAGAUACAGAUUGGUACAGAGGGAAAUGUAGAAACCAGACUGGUCUAUUUCCUGCUAACUACGUCAAAGUAAUUAUUGAUAUUCCAGAAGGAGGAAAUGGGAAAAGAGGACCGGUUUCAUCUCAUUGUGUCAAAGACUCAAAAUGUGUUGCUCGGUUUGAAUAUAUUGGUGACCAGAAGGACGAGUUAAGUUUCUCAGAGGGAGAAAUUAUUAUUCUUAAAGAGUAUGUGAAUGAGGAAUGGGCCAGAGGUGAACUUCGAGACAAAACUGGGAUUUUCCCCCUUAAUUUUGUGGAAUUUGUAGAGGACCAUCCCACCUCCAGUUCCAAUGUUUUAAGCUCAACGGUACCACAGAAGACCAAAAAUGAAGAUUCUCGCUCAAACUCUCAGGAUAAUAGUCAUUCUGGAGAAUGGUGUGAAGCUCUACACAGUUUCACAGCGGAGACUAGUGAAGACUUAUCCUUCAAAAGGGGAGACCGGAUCUUGAUCUUGGAGCGUUUAGAUUCUGACUGGUACAAGGGUAGACUACAUGACAAGGAGGGGAUCUUCCCUGCGGUUUUUGUGCGGCCCUGCCCAGCUAAGGCAAAAUGCUCGUCUGCUGCAAUACCAAAGGGAAAGAAGGCCAAAGCCUUAUUUGAUUUCCAUGGGGAGAAUGAAAAUGAGCUUUCCUUCAAGGCUGGAGAUAUAAUAACAGAGCUGGAAUCUGUGGAUGAGGACUGGAUGAAUGGCGAACUAAUGGGGAAAUCUGGUAUAUUUCCCAAAAACUAUGUUCAGUUUGUACAAGUCAACUAAAGGUGAAACUUGACUGUGUUCCGUGGCACAAGAACUCACUUGAACUAUCACUUUGACUAUCAAAUCUGUUUUUGCACUAGUUUUUUGUUUCAUGUUGUUUUGUUUACUGAGAGGGAAAUACCUACGCUGUACAUGGUACACUAGAAUUUUCUGAAAGCAGAAAACUUCUACGGUUUGUAUUUCGCUUUCAUUCACAGUAGAAACAUGCACCUGGAAACCAUGAGCCCAGGAUAGUCCCAAGGAAAACAGCAUGCAGGAUUAGCAAGAUGCA